AUGGGGUGCUUCAUCUGCUGUGAGCCUGGAUACCGCCUGGAGGGAGAGUCAUGUGUAGGUAGGUAUACAGUGUAUAUACAGUGCAGUAACCCAUCUCAGUGUAAGAACAAUGUUGGUUCCUUCAUCUGCUGUGAGCCUGGAUACCGCCUGGAGGGAGAGUCAUGUGUAGUGUUCAUACUUUGCGGCGAGAGUGGAGAGUUCUGUGAUGCUGUCAACGGUGGCUGUGACAACAACACAGAUGGAUACUCCUGCAGAUGUAACUCAGGGUAUACACUGUAUACGGAGAAUGGCACCAUGGGGUACUACAUUCCUGCUGUUGAAACCGGGCUUCAGGUUAAUGACACACUUCAUCUCAACCACACGUGUGUCCGUAACAGGUGCCCCUACCCACCCACAGAUGGGUUCAGGGUUAUACAGAACCCCCAGGAUGUGUACCACGAGGGUGACAGUGUGAUAUAUGACUGCUACCCUGGGUACAGCCUGCAGGGUGUGGCAGCUGUGACAUGUACUGGCGGUGCGUGGACCACUGUUUUCCCAGCAUGCAACGUGAUAACUUGCCCCUUCGAUGAUGUUAGUGGGUUUGCCAACCCAGUUCAGUUUGACAACACUUCACCAAUAGCCUUUGGGGAAACUCUGAACAUGACGUGUGAUGUGUUUGGAGCCCUGACGACGCGGCAGCGUAGCGUGUGUGUGUGUACGAUCACGUCACUGGCAACUACAGCCUGCAAGGCGACAGCUACGCCUGUGAAGCUAGCUCCAAAUGGAGUCCUCCAGGAAGUGGCGACUUCCUUCAAUGUGUCUUGUCAGCCUUACUACAUUUACCAUGAGGUGGGGCUGUCUGCCAGUAACGAUACCACCGUUACCUGUGGGCAGGACGGCAAGUGGGGCUACGGAGAUCUGCACUGUGUUGAAAUGGCCUGCAACCAUCCCAUCGUGCCUGUGGGGGUUGUAAUCGACAGUAUCAGCAACUACACCUACGACUCCAACAUCACCUUCAGAUGCGAGCAGGGUGGGUACCAGAUCAAUGGUUCAUCCUUUUCCAAGUGUGUGCAGUCCGAGUUUGGAGGAUCUCUCAACUGGAAUGAGUCUGUGCCUACUUGCAUAGAUGUGGAGGCCCCCACCUUCAUCUCCUGCCCAGUGGGUGGUGUGGUGAAUGUGACCCUGUACCAGACAGACAUAUUCCCUGUCCCCGGGGCACUGGACAACUCUGGUGCUGUGGCAGCUGUGACGGUGUCACCCCCCUACUUCCAUCCCUCCUGGGCUGUCACCAGCGACACGAAUGUCACCUACACUGCCACUGACUACAGCGGCAACAGUGCCAUCUGCGAGAUCUCUGUCAGGAUUAAAGAUGAGGAGCCUCCGUCCAUCAGGUGCCUCGGGUCCAGAUACGAGGCAGUGGAUGCCAACCGAACCAUCACCUUUGGUGACUCCGAUGUCAACGCAACUGACAACAGCGGCAUCCUUCAAGUUACCUUUGUCCCACAGGCUAUCCACAUCUCUCUCAAUAACAUCGGAGAAAGUGUUGUAGUCAAGGCAACAGCCACAGAUGGGAGGGCAACGAACAGAGUUGUUCAUUUCAAGUUGUUGUUGUUGGUAUCCAAGACCUGUCAUCCAGAAUACCUGUCCCAGCCUAUGAAUGGUCAGAAAACAUGUAUAGAGACAGUUGGAGGCUACCAGUGCAACUUUACCUGUGACCCCGGCUUCUUCUUCUAUGAGGAUUAUCCUGACAAUACAUAUGUCACGGAGUGUCUGACAAAUGGGGACUGGAACACAACGUAUGUUCCGGUGUGUGGAGCUCCGGGCCUAAUAGACUGGGAGCUGAGACUGAAGAUCGUGUUCCAGGAAAGUCCCCCGGCGCCCAUGUCUCUAGAUUGUCAGACAACUUAUGUUAAAGAUUCCACCAUUAAACUGCAGGAACUAUUUCUUGUGUUAUCAGAUCUAUGUAAUAAAUCUGGCUUGAGUCCUGACUAUAUCAAUCAUACAUACACUGGACAUAACUAUAUGGCUGACACUCAACAGCUGACAUAUGAUAUUGCACUGGAACUUCUCCCAAAUCGUCCCCUCAAGUCUGACUACAACACCUGUGUUGAAGUUAUCAUUGACCAGUUUCCUCUCCUGGCAGCAGAGUUGUUUAAAGCGCCAGCAAAUACAUCAUCUCCUUGUCCUGUGAUAAGACCAAGCGCAGAACCCAGCGUCAGCCUCGUAACUUGUGAUGGGCGGGGUGAGCUGCGGGAGAUCAGUGGGGAAACGAUCUGCAACGUGUGUCCCCCCGGAACCUCCUACAACUCCACUGGUCAUUGCCAGCUGUGUCAACCUGGGUCCUAUCAGAAUGUGUCUGGACAAAGCAUGUGUACACCUUGCCCACUAGAAACCUGGACUGAUGGUACUGGCAAAACAUCAGAACUGGACUGUAUCAGUGUAUGUCCUGGGGAACUUGUAUCGAACACUGGACUUCCUCCUUGCCGAGAGUGUCCCCCCAACACCUACAAGAACAGCAGCACCCACUGUACAUCAUGUGCUGAGGACACAAUCUUUGUUGGGCUGGAUAAUCCAUUGCUGGCUGACUGUAAAGAGUCAGCUUGUACUUUUGUUCGUCGGAUAAACCAACAAAUGAUUGGCGGCAAAGACAUCAUGACUGCCGCUGUCGGAACAACAGAGUGUGAAAAUUCUUGCAACGUGUUCCGGAGACGCUUUGAGCAGCGUCAAUGUGUUGGCUUUAACUUCUUCAAGAGUCUUGGCAUGUGCUUUCUAUAUGACACUAUUUACUUCUAUCAGGGGACCAGAAUGUAUGAUUUCUAUGAAAGAGUCUGUCCUCAAGUGACUAAAUCGGAGAAGUGUGACCAGGGGACAUUUUCCUACAGUGGUCAUAAACCCAACUGCCGACCAUGUCCAGUUGGCUACUUCACCAACACCACUGGCGCCACUGUGUGCCAGGAAUGUCCUGCAGACGAGACAACGGUAGCCAAUGGGUCUACAUCAUGUGUUCCAAUGGCCGAUGUGUUGUGUAACCCAGGACCAUGUACUAAUUCAGGAUCAUGUGUUAUUGUUGGACACUCAGAAGAAUGCAACUGUUCUGCAGAAUUCACUGGCCGAUAUUGUGAGUCCCCACUGGACACAUGUGCUUCCGGCCCCUGCUACAAUGGCGGCAGCUGCCAGACUGUCGGUACCAGUUUCAACUGCUCCUGUGCCGUGGGUUUUGAAGGAUCCCAGUGUUUUGAAGGAUCCCAGUUUGAGACUUGUAUAACUUAUGUUUGCAGGUUUUGA
Molecule: messenger RNA, 3264 nt
Organism: Haliotis rubra (blacklip abalone)
Lineage: Eukaryota; Metazoa; Mollusca; Gastropoda; Lepetellida; Haliotidae
Product: sushi, von Willebrand factor type A, EGF and pentraxin domain-containing protein 1-like
Exons: 19
Coding region: 1-3264 (1087 amino acids)
Molecular function (GO): calcium ion binding
Source: RefSeq, a predicted model, not a curated record